This is a messenger RNA of Pecten maximus, 2720 nucleotides long. RefSeq names its product serine--tRNA ligase, cytoplasmic-like. The record is from RefSeq and is a predicted model, not a curated record. Gene Ontology annotation, molecular function: tRNA binding; serine-tRNA ligase activity; ATP binding. The transcript has 11 exons. Gene Ontology annotation, biological process: seryl-tRNA aminoacylation. Lineage: Eukaryota; Metazoa; Mollusca; Bivalvia; Pectinida; Pectinidae. The coding region runs from base 77 to 1618 and encodes 513 amino acids. Gene Ontology annotation, cellular component: cytosol.
UUUCCGGUACCGGUUGCGCAUGCGUAGAAGCAGUACAUAGACUCCACGUUGAGAACUCGCCGGGUUGACAGUGAAAAUGGUGUUGGACAUUGAAUUAUUCCGUUCUGAUAAAGGAGGUGAUCCGGACAAGAUUCGGGAAAACCAAGCAAAACGAUUUAAGGAUGUUACUUUGGUCGACAAAGUGGUAGAAUUUGACACGCAAUGGAGGAAACUGAGAUACAGGGCAGAUCUCUUAAACAAACUAAAGAAUAUGUGCAGCAAAGCUAUAGGAGAAAAAAUGAAGAAAAAGGAAGAUCAGGGAAAAGAUACCACAUUACCACAGGAGAUUAAGGAUGACAUAGACAACCUCAAGCCAGAACAAAUGGCUGGUCUUACUGUCACACAAAUCAAACAAGUACGAAUCACGAUAGAUGACAACAUCAAGGAAAACGAUGCUGGACUACUGAAGAGCGAGACGGACAGGAAUGAGGCUCUGAAGGAGAUGGGCAACCAUCUACAUCCUAGUGUAACUGUCAGUAAUGACGAGGAUGAAAAUGAAGUGGUGCGUACUUUUGGGGACUGCGAGACGAGAAAGAAGUACUCCCACGUAGACCUUGUAGUAAUGGUAGACGGAGUAGAUAAUGAUCGAGGGUCGGUAACAGCAGGAGGGCGCGGCUACUACCUAAAGGGUCCAUUGGUGUUUUUGGAGCAAGCUCUGAUCAACCUUGCCAUGGGCAUGCUCCACACACGAAAAUACACACCACUCUACACCCCAUUCUUCAUGAGGAAGGAAGUGAUGCAGGAAGUGGCUCAGCUGUCACAAUUUGAUGACGAACUCUACAAGGUUGUAGGGAAGGGCAGUGAAAAGGCAGAGGAGAAUGCUGUAGAAGAGAAAUAUUUGAUUGCUACAUCAGAACAGCCUAUUGCCGCUUACCACAGGGAUGAGUGGAUACCAAAAGAGAGUCUACCCAUUCGUUACCUUGGUUACUCUACAUGCUUCCGACAGGAGGUGGGGUCACAUGGACGGGAUACACGUGGAAUCUUCAGGGUCCAUCAGUUUGAAAAGAUUGAACAAUUCUGCCUGACUUCUCCUCAUGAAAACAAAUCUUGGGAAAUGUUUGAUGAAAUGAUAAAAAAUGCUGAGGACUUCAACCAAUUGCUUGGGAUUCCUUACAGGAUAGUAGGCAUCGUUUCAGGUGCCCUGAAUAAUGCUGCGGCCAAGAAGCUUGACUUGGAGGCAUGGUUCCCUUCAUCAGGAGCAUUCCGGGAGCUGGUCUCCUGUUCAAAUUGUCUGGACUAUCAGGCCCGUCGCCUUAAGGUCCGCUUUGGACAGACCAAGAAGAUGAAUCAAGAGGCGGACUAUUGCCAUAUGUUGAAUGCUACCAUGUGUGCCACAACGCGAGUGAUAUGUGCCAUACUGGAGAACUACCAGACAGAAGAUGGAGUCCUUGUUCCUGAGCCUCUUAAACCAUUUAUGCCUGAAUGUUGGAAGGUGAAAAUCCCCUUUGUCAAACCGGCACCCAUUGAUCAAGAAGAGACAAAGAAACAAAAGAAGCAUAAGGAAGGUCAGAAGAAGGCUGAAAAGAAAGGUGCUGCGAACUUAGAAACCGACGUACAGAAAAUGAACAUUGACAAGUAGCUGUUUAAUUUUAUUAUUGUGUAUGUUUCUUACAAUGCAUUCUCUGUGAUGUACUGCUAAUGUAGCGUCCUAAGUAUCUGACAGUUACCUGACCAUUAAGUAGGUGGACAACACAGUGUCAUGGUGAUUUUAUACUCCUCACUGACUCACCCAUGUGGUGGUCAAGUUGUUUGUCAAAAACAGCUUUUGAAGAAGAUUUCCACUGAUUCUUUGUGCGUCCAAAUCUAUUGUUUGGUGCAGUGUUUACUGCCAAUGGCAAAACUUGGAAUCUGUGUGCUACGAGGUAUCUAAAGAUAUGUAUGUUGAAAAAUUGUGUAAUAGAUCUUGUCCUGUUACUAAAUGUUUGGUUUUGGGACUUAAUGUCAGCAGUAGAUUAUAUAAUCAAGACAACAAUUAAUUUAUUUUUAAAGUUUUCUUGUUUGCAAGAAAUGAAAAAUGCAUUAUAUUAUCUGCAUUACUACCCAUUUUUAAUUUUCCCUUAGAAAAACUACCUAUGGUGAGAUGUACAUCAAACUCAUGUUCAAAUUAACAAUUAAGUGUGCAAUGUCUUGGGCCACCCAUCCAGUUAACAAUAAUAAUAAGUUACCUCCCUUGCUGUGUAAUACUAGUAUCACUGUGUUUACUGACAUUGGAAUUGUUAUAUUGAUACAAAUAAUAUUGGGUCAUAGACUUAGUAGACCUUAAUUUAGAAUGAUGAUAUUGCUUGAUGACCAUGACAAUAUGAAGACUUAUCUUUGAAUUAUAUUUCAAUCAGUACUAGUGGUUUUUACUGUGGUAGUGCCCAAUAGCACUUAACCUCUGUGUGGAUAUUGUUUUAUGUGAUACUAAAACUGAUCACAUAACAUCAUCAGAAUGACAUGGUACACUUGUUUCUGCGUUGCUGGACUGGAAUUCCAGAAUACUGUAUAAAACUAUGCGAUCCGUUACUGACUUGAUGAUUCCGAAGUGUUUAGCUCAGGACAAUAAUACUGGAUACUGUAAUUAUCAAUGUUCACACAUUUGCUUUCUCCGUGCUACACAAUCCCAGCUAUGCCAGUCCAAAAGGAAUAACAGUAUGAUGUAUUUGCAACAAAAAGAACGGAAAAUAAAUUAUUAAAUCACA